Aspergillus heteromorphus CBS 117.55 is the source of this 2595-nucleotide messenger RNA. RefSeq names its product COPI-interacting protein CEX1. Lineage: Eukaryota; Fungi; Ascomycota; Eurotiomycetes; Eurotiales; Aspergillaceae. Gene Ontology annotation, molecular function: ATP binding; protein kinase activity. The transcript has 9 exons. The coding region runs from base 101 to 2446 and encodes 781 amino acids. The record is from RefSeq and is a predicted model, not a curated record. Gene Ontology annotation, biological process: tRNA export from nucleus; protein phosphorylation. Gene Ontology annotation, cellular component: cytoplasm.
CGGACCUGUGCGCGAAAGCGUCUUGAGACCAGCUACAGGCAGGUAGCUAGCUGCUUGCUCGCCCGCCCGCCGCCCCCUACACGGACGCUCACCACCGACCAUGGAUUUCCUCAAGUCCGCCGUCCAAUCUGCAAUCGCGAAGGGCAGCUCAUUCCCUUACUCUCUCGGGGACAGGGUCGACAUCUCCGACUCGAUAUGGACGCUUCAUAAUGCGACGAAACGGGAAGACAGUUCGACAUGCAGUAUCUUUACCUUCGAUGUCGCUUCCAACAAAUCCCGCCUCCCAUUGGCGAAAAACGCCGUGCGCAAGUCCCGGACUUUGAGGCAUCCGGGCGUGAUCAAGGUUUUGGACACGAUUGAGACAGAGGCCAACAUCUACAUUGUCACCGAACGAGUCGUCCCCCUCUCUUGGCAUGUGAAGCGGAGGAGUCUGAGCGAGGAAACGUCGAAAUGGGGCUUAUACACUGUGGCGUCAACGUUGAAGUUUAUCAACGGAGAUGCGUCCUCCGUGCACGGUAUCGUCAGAGCUUCCUCGGUGUUUACCAGUGAAAGCGGAGAGUGGAAGCUGGGCGGAUUCGACGUCUUGAGCUCGAUGAAUGACGAUAAUGCGGUCAUCUAUACAUACGGUAGUCUUGUACCCGACUCUGCGCGAUACACGCCUCCCGAGGUCGCCAAGGGCGGAUGGGAGGCCAUCAAACGUCACCCGCUGACGGCUAUCGACUCCUACGGACUGGGGAUACUAGUUUACGAGGUAUUCAACGGCAACUUCACUGGUGGCGAGCAGGUGGGCAAAACGACCAACAUCCCACACGGCAUGCAACAAAGCUACAAGCGCCUUUGCACGGCCAACCCCAAACUCCGGUUGAGCCCUGCGCAUUUUGUGGAACAGGGCAAGAAGAGUGGUGGUUUCUUCCAGACCACGCUCAUCCGGUUGACAGACGAUAUAGAGAGCCUGGGGCUGAAGAACGAUGCCGAACGGGAUGAAUUCGUCAAUGAGCUUGAUGGGCUGUCUGAGGACUUCCCCGAAGAGUUCUUCAAGAUGAAGGUGCUCCCGGAGCUGUUGAAAUCCGUUGAGUUUGGCGGAGGUGGUCCCAAGGUCUUAUCGGCCAUUCUCAAGAUUGGGGCAAAGCUGUCCCCAGACGAGUUCAAUUCGAGACUUACCCCCGUUGUGGUCCGGCUGUUUGGAAACCCGGAUCGAGCGCUCCGUGUCUGUCUGCUAGACAAUCUCCCGGUGAUGAUCGACAACCUACCCCAGAAGAUCGUCAACGACAAAAUAUUCCCUCAGAUUACUUCUGGCUUCACUGAUGCGGCGCCCGUUGUUCGAGAGCAGACGGUCAAGGCGGUCUUGCCGAUUAUCAACAAGCUUAGCGACCGGGUUAUCAACGGCGACCUGCUCAAGUUCCUCGCACGGACUGCCAACGAUGAGCAGCCUGGGAUCCGUACGAAUACCACUAUCUGCCUGGGCAGAAUAGCGAAGAACCUUGGACAAGGCUCAAGGACGAAAGUCCUCAUCGCCGCGUUUACAAGGUCGCUUCGGGAUCCGUUUGUACACGCUCGAAAUGCUGGUCUGCUGGCCCUAGCCGCAACGAUCGAGUUCUUCACCGAGGAGGACUGUGCAAGCAAGGUCCUGCCAGCCAUUUGCCCCUCCCUUCUUGAUAAGGAAAAGAUGGUGAGAGACCAGGCAAACAAGACACUCGACCUGUAUCUCCAGCGUGUACGGAAGUUCGGCAACACCAUGGCAGACACGGUGAUUCCGCCAUCGGCCAGUGCAGACCCCGUGAAGGAUACAGCUCGCAUCGGCACAUCUAGCGAUAAGUCCUGGGCAGGAUGGGCCAUCUCAUCGUUCACCAAUAAGCUCACGGCAGCCAACGGAGAGAUCGAGCCCACUGCCAACGGCGCCACGCCUGCUGAGGUGGAACCUCCGCGUCCAGCGUCUGUGCCUGGCCCGGCAAAACCAUCAUCGCCUUCGGUGCAGAAGGACAUUCUACGUCCUGCGAUCCAGCCUCUGAACCGGUCCUUCUCGGAGCAGCCAGCGGCAUCUCCGGCGGCGGAUGAGAUCGAGGAGGAUGUUUACGACGCAUGGGGCGGGAUGGACGACGACGAUGAAGACGCGCAGGAGAAGGAGGAUGAUCCGUUUAGUGCGGCAGUGGCCAGCCCUAAGAUUUCAGCUCCGGCCCCCAAGCCAGCCAAGCCAGCCAAGCCAGCCGCGGUCCCGUAUGACGACGGCGGAGAGCCGGACUUUGCGGGAUGGCUCGCCGCACAAUCCAAGACCAAGAAGCCGUUGCCCAAGGGGCUGAACAAGACCAGCCCUGCGGUCGUGUCCCGAACAUCCAGUCGCAGCAGUAGUACGGUCAAGCCCAGGACCGUGAUCGCUCCGGCGAAGAAGAUCGACACGAAACCCAAGCAAGAAGAGGAGGACGACGGUUGGGGAGACGCAUGGGAUUAGCCGGGAGCUAUCCGAGUUGAUAAUAGGCAGCAUAUACUUCAUUCGCUGUUUUCUGGGAUUUCUUCCAUCUCAUCUGGACAUCUUUUUUUGGGGGGGGGGGAAUUGGAGGCAGGAGUUUGGGCGCCGGUCGUUGUUGCUGAUUGAAUUUG